Didymodactylos carnosus is the source of this 1167-nucleotide messenger RNA. NCBI's taxonomy places the organism in Eukaryota, Metazoa, Rotifera, Eurotatoria, Philodinida, Philodinidae. The record is from the annotation of a GenBank genome assembly.
AUGAGACGGCCGAAUAUGCAACCAUAUUCGAAAUAUGAUGUUACAUCAUUAGAUAAAAGCUUAAAUUCAAUGUGUAUUAUGUUAGAAAGGGUGAAUAUUCGUGAGUCUAAAAGUAUUGAUUUAACAAUUGGUUUUCUAUUGAAAUCAUUAUUAACUGUGAUGAAAUUAACCGGUUUAUACUAUGAAUAUUCAUCAAAAGCAGAUAAACGAAAAAAGAAUCGAUUACAUCUUGUCUAUUGUCUAUUUAUUUGCUUUUUAUCAUGGUUCAACACAUUAAAAUUUAUAUCCGUAUUUCUGUUAACUAAUUACAACUAUAAAAUUGAACAACGUUUACCAUCGUUGAUGAUAACAAUUGUUUCUCAGUUAUGGUUACUGCUUUGUUCUUGUACACAAACAACCUUCAUUAUUAGUUCAUAUCAAAAGAAUAAAUUUUAUACAAUUAUGUUUGAUUAUAAAUUUUGUAAACGUAUUAAAUGUCAAUCGGGCAUAUCAAAAUACUUUAAAUCUGGAAUAUAUUGGGUAGUUACACUAUGUUUAAUUACUAUCCUAACUAAUACAUUCGGAUUUUGUCUUGCCUAUUUUGGUCCAUCUGAAUAUAUGAAAACAUUUCAAAUGUUCUUAGCACCCCUUCAUCAAAAACCGACGAUCAUAAGCAAUAUACCUUAUAAAUUAUUUAUUUGUUUAUUACAGUUUUAUGCAUCAGCAGCCUGGGUUUUACCGCCAACUUUAUUUUCCAUUCUAUGUCUAAUUGGAUUCAGUGAAUUUCAAAACUUCAAUGAAUAUAUUAAACAAGAAGUUGAACUAUCAAAUGCUCAACAACGAGUUGAAUAUUGGCGUCAGUCUCAUAAUAAAAUAAUAAAACUUGUUCAUACGUUGGAUUCAACGUUUCAAAUCUACGUUAGUCUCGCUCUAAGUAUCAAUAUUAUUAUGGCAUUUCUCAUGUUGUAUAUAAUAGCGACGAUGUGGACACAGCGAAUAGAUUUAGGAACAUUACUCAGUGUGAUGGUCGUUUUUUGGGCAUUCGCCAGUAUGUUUUAUGUUUUUGUCGUAGCGAUCACAGCUGGACUAUUAAACUCAGUUACUCGAGGAUCUUUAACUUAUUUACAUCAAUUACCGGCCACUGGAUGUUCGAUUGAUUUCAAUACACAACAGCUAAAUUUAAUUUAA